Messenger RNA from Saimiri boliviensis boliviensis (Bolivian squirrel monkey), 957 nucleotides. RefSeq names its product olfactory receptor 51I2-like. Gene Ontology annotation, molecular function: G protein-coupled receptor activity; olfactory receptor activity. Gene Ontology annotation, biological process: G protein-coupled receptor signaling pathway. The record is from RefSeq and is a predicted model, not a curated record. Gene Ontology annotation, cellular component: plasma membrane. NCBI's taxonomy places the organism in Eukaryota, Metazoa, Chordata, Mammalia, Primates, Cebidae.
AUGGGGCUUAUAAACAGUAGUAGCUGGUUUCAGCCACACCUUCUCCUUUUAACAGGCAUCCCUGGACUGGAGUCUGUACAAAUAUGGAUCUCUAUCCCACUGUGUGUCAUGUACCUCACUGCCAUCCUAGGAAACUCCACCAUCCUCCUUAUCAUCAAAACCACCUCCAGCCUUCAUGAGCCUCAGUACAUCUUUCUGUCCAUGUUGGCAGCUACAGAUCUGGGUCUGUCUUUGUCAACUCUACCUACAGUACUCAAUGUCUUCCUCCUGGAUCACAGGGAGAUUGAGUUCCAUUCUUGCCUGACACAGAUGUUCUUCAUCCACUUCUUCUCCUGCAUGGAAUCAGCCAUCCUGUUGGCCAUGGCCUUUGACCGGUUUGUAGCUAUUCGCAACCCACUGCACUAUACCAUGGUUUUAACGCCUGCUAAGAUUACUCGGAUGGGGCUUACAGGUGUGGUUAGGGGUGUGAUGUUGAUGGUACCCUUGCCAAUCCUCCUCAAGCGACUGCCCUUCUGCAAAGAUGUCAUUCUAUCCCACUGUUACUGCUACCACCCUGAUGUGAUGAAGCUGGCAUGUGGCCCUGUCAGAGUCAACAUGAUCUAUGGAUUGUCCCUUGUCAUCUGCUCCUUUGGAAUUGACUCUGUGUUCAUUUUCAUUUCAUACAUCUUGAUUUUGAAAACAGUGCUGGGUAUUGCCUCAAAAAGUAGUCCUCUCAAGGCACUUAAUACCUGUUUUUCCCACAUCUUCACUGUCUUUAUUUUCUAUGUGCCGCUCAUUGUGCUGACCCUAAUUCAUAGGUUUGGUAAAUUCACAUCUCCUCUUCUCCAUGUCACCAUGGCCAAUCUCUUUCUCUUCUUGACUCCUGUCCUAAAUCCAUUAGUUUACAGCCUGAAAACCAAACCGAUAAGGUUAGCAGUACUUAAGGUAAUCAAGGGCAGAGGUAACUUGCUCAACUAA